Messenger RNA from Venustampulla echinocandica, 1179 nucleotides. RefSeq lists its product as uncharacterized. NCBI's taxonomy places the organism in Eukaryota, Fungi, Ascomycota, Leotiomycetes, Helotiales, Pleuroascaceae. The transcript is spliced from 4 exons. The record is from RefSeq and is a predicted model, not a curated record. The coding region runs from base 1 to 1179 and encodes 392 amino acids.
AUGGAGGGCAGUGUCGAUAUUCUCACGAAGGAACUGCAUCCAAGAGCAAUACUCCCAGUAACUCCCGGCUCUUCACCUGUUACUAGAACAUCUAGCGAGAAAAAAUCGAGGAAACGGUUUUUUGAGCAUCGUCAUAUGAUAAAGAAUGCUGGCGAAUUACUGAAACAAUUCGAGCUGUCUGAGAUUCAGAAACCAACCUGCCUUAUAGAUAUUAAGGACUUCGAUUUCGUCGCAUCAUACAAUUGGAGCAAUUCAGAUGUGCCUAGGAUUUUUGUUCCUGGAUGCCCAGCAAAGUGGAAUCCUCCUAGUCUUCCAUAUCAAGUUCGGAAGGACAAUGGACAAGUCUUUAUCGAUCAAAACAGCCACCGCAGCCCUUCAGCAUCGUUUGAUCCUUUUUUUAAAGCCUUACUCACGAUGCACCCAAACUUUGAUAUGAAACCCAUCGGAUUGGCAACAGAUCGAAAUAGUCUCCGCAAGUUGUUGCACUUUGUUUCGGGCAAAGUUCCACAAAGCUGGCGGAUCGAUGUCGAUAUCGUCGAAGGCACGAUGUUCCUCACGCGGUGGGAGAAAAGCCAAGUCCAAAUCAUCACCGGAGCUCGAGAUUCGGGAUAUGGCCAUGACUUAGGUGGAAUCGAAAGCCUCGUUAGAUUUGAAGUCGAUGGGUAUGUUGACGAUGGCUCUGGUAUUGAUGAUGAGCUUAGUCAAGCACUCUCAGGUCUCCAUGUCAAGAACUCCGCCAGCAUAUUUGCUUCAUCCCCAGCAUCUGAAGUCAAGGUGAUCCAAAGAGGCCGUUUAGUGGACAGCAAAACUAUACUUGAACUAAAAUCACGCUCAGCGAACCUAAAGAUGCAGGAAAUCAUACCACAGCUCUGGAUCGCGCAGACACAUCACUUGUUUGUCGGCCGGCAUAAAGAAGGACUAGUUGAAGUGGAGCCAGAAAGGUUGAAUAUGGGCGAGCAUUUCCCAACCUGGGAGAGCAGGAACCAGGAGCAUUUACGCACUUUGGUAGGCCUUAUCACAGAGAUCAAAGCGAUUGCGACGGGGGUGAAGGGAGGAAAGUGCAUGUUAGUUUGCAAAAUGGAGGAGAAGCCUAGAGUCCUGAGGAUGUAUAAGAGAAAUGGGAAAAACUUCUUCCUGCCUGUAGGGGCGAGAGAGAAGUGCUGGAAAAACGUCAAUUAG